Arabidopsis thaliana (thale cress) is the source of this 1122-nucleotide messenger RNA. It is a transcript of the gene PAD2, whose product is annotated as proteasome alpha subunit D2. Lineage: Eukaryota; Viridiplantae; Streptophyta; Magnoliopsida; Brassicales; Brassicaceae. The record is from RefSeq and is marked reviewed. Gene Ontology annotation, biological process: protein catabolic process; ubiquitin-dependent protein catabolic process. Gene Ontology annotation, cellular component: proteasome complex; proteasome core complex; nucleus. The transcript has 3 exons. Bases 95 to 847 code for a protein of 250 amino acids.
UUUUUUUCUGUUCUUGGCUUGUCGCAGAAGUUGGGAUUCGUCUUUUUAUAAUUUGCCCUGAAAACGAAAACGAAAAUAAAAAGCGGAGAGAGAGAUGGCUAGAUACGAUCGAGCAAUUACUGUCUUCUCCCCCGACGGUCACCUCUUUCAAGUCGAAUACGCCCUUGAAGCCGUCCGCAAGGGUAACGCCGCCGUCGGUGUCCGCGGUACCGACACCGUUGUCCUCGCCGUCGAGAAGAAGUCCACCCCCAAGCUUCAGGAUUCUAGAUCAGCCAGAAAAAUUGUGAGCCUUGACAAUCACAUUGCCUUGGCAUGCGCGGGGCUCAAGGCUGAUGCCCGAGUCUUGAUUAACAAAGCAAGGAUCGAGUGUCAAAGCCACAGGCUUACACUUGAGGACCCUGUCACUGUUGAGUACAUCACUCGCUACAUUGCUGGCCUUCAACAGAAGUAUACCCAAAGUGGUGGUGUCAGACCCUUCGGUCUUUCUACUCUUAUCGUUGGCUUUGACCCUUACUCUCGCCUCCCUUCCCUAUAUCAGACUGAUCCUUCUGGGACUUUCUCUGCUUGGAAAGCUAAUGCUACCGGCAGAAACUCCAACUCUAUUAGGGAAUUCCUCGAGAAGAACUACAAAGAAUCCUCUGGCCAAGAAACUAUUAAACUCGCUAUCCGUGCUCUGCUUGAGGUAGUUGAGAGUGGCGGAAAGAACAUUGAGGUUGCCGUAAUGACACGGGAGGAAACUGGGCUGCGCCAGCUAGAAGAAGCUGAAAUUGAUGCAAUCGUGGCCAAGAUCGAAGCUGAAAAGGCGGCCGCAGAAGCAGCCAAGAAAGGCCCUCCAAAGGAAACUUGAUAAAACAAUAACUGUUUCUGUUUCUCAAUCUGAACUUACCUUCUUCGCUGCUUCUGUUUCUCAAUCUUGUUUUGACUCGAGCCAACUCUUUGGCAAAAGAAGAACCUGACCCCAUCGUUUUGUUAACUUGAAAAUGCUCCAAAAAAAAACUGAAGAAAGGGUUUAAAAUUCGCUUGAUCUUGAUCAAACCAAGGAUAAAUUUGCUGUUGCUCAUUGUUAGAUAGAGAAGUGACUCUCCAUUUUCUAUUUAUAAGUAAGCAGAACAAUUAGUGUUC